AUGGAGGGCCACGGGCCCGGGGCAGAGCAUCCCUUUGCGGGAGGGAUGCCCCCAGUGGAUGAGGCGAUGCUGGAGGACAAGGCUCGCAAGUGGCAGCAGCUGAAUAGCAAGCGCUACUCCGACAAGCGCAAGUUCGGAUAUGUCCAGGCCCAGAAAGAGGACAUGCCUCCAGAGCACGUGCGCAAGAUCAUCCGCGACCACGGCGACAUGUCGUCGCGCAAGUUCAGGCACGACAAGCGCGUCUACCUGGGCGCCCUCAAGUUUGUGCCACACGCGGUGUACAAGCUGCUGGAGAACAUGCCCAUGCCCUGGGAGCAGGUUCGGCAUGUCAAGGUGCUCUACCACGUCACCGGGGCCAUCACCUUUGUGAACGAGGUGCCCUGGGUGAUCGAGCCUGUCUACCUGGCGCAGUGGGGGACCAUGUGGAUCAUGAUGCGGCGCGAGAAGCGCGACCGGCGCCACUUCAAGCGCAUGCGCUUUCCGCCCUUUGAUGACGAGGAGCCGCCGCUGGACUACGCGGACAACAUCCUGGAUGUGGACCCACUGGAGGCCAUUGAGCUGGAGCUGGACGAGGCGGAGGACGGCGCAGUGGCGCGCUGGCUGUACGACUCGCGCCCGCUGCAGCACACCCGCGCGGUGAACGGCUCCUCCUACCGCCGCUGGAAGCUGCCGCUGCCGGUGAUGGCCAACCUGUAUCGCCUGGCGGGGCAGCUGCUGUCCGACCUGGUGGACGCCAAUUACUUCUACCUCUUCGACCUCAACUCCUUCAUCACCGCCAAGUCGCUCAACAUGGCCAUCCCGGGGGGGCCAAAGUUCGAGCCACUGCACCGCGACUCCGACGCGCGGGACGAGGACUGGAACGAGUUCAACGACAUCAACAAGCUCAUCAUCCGCACGCCCAUCCGCACCGAGUACAAGGUGGCCUUCCCCUACCUGUACAACAACCGGCCGCGCGGGGUACGACUCAGCGCCUACCACCACCCCAUGGUCAUGUACAUCAAGGCGGAGGACCCAGACCUGCCCGCCUUCUACUACGACCCCCUCAUCCACCCCAUCGCCGGCUACAAGUCGGGCGCUGGUGUCGCGCUGGAGGACGACUACGGCGAGGAGGACGAGGCCUGGGUGCUGCCGGAGGGCGGCGCGCCGCUGCUGGCGGACACCCCGCUCUCCAGCGACACCACCACCGCCGGCAUCUCCCUGCUCUGGGCGCCGCGCCCCUUCAACCUGCGGUCUGGGCGCACACGCCGCGCCUGCGACGUCCCCCUCGUCGCCGGCUGGUUCUUCGAGCACUGCCCCGGCAACUACCCGGUCAAGGUGCGCGUGUCCUACCAGAAGCUGCUGAAGAACUACGUGCUGAACAAGCUGCACGCGCGGCCACCCAAGAACAUGAAGAAGCGGUCGCUAUUCAAGUCGCUUGCGGCCACCAAGUUCUUCCAGUCCACCGAGUUGGACUGGGUGGAGGCGGGGCUCCAGGUCUGCCGCCAGGGCUACAACAUGCUCAACCUGCUCAUCCAUCGCAAGCACCUGGCGUACCUGCACCUGGACUACAACUUCAACCUGAAGCCGGUGAAGACGCUGACCACCAAGGAGCGCAAGAAGUCGCGCUUCGGCAACGCCUUUCACCUGUGCCGCGAGAUCCUGCGCCUGACCAAGCUGGUGGUGGACGCCAACGUCCAGUUCCGGCUGGGCAACGUCGACGCCUUCCAGCUGGCCGAUGGGCUGCAGUACACCUUCUCCCAUGUGGGCCAGCUGACGGGCAUGUACCGCUACAAGUACAAGCUCAUGCGCCAGGUGCGCAUGUGCAAGGACCUGAAGCACCUCAUCUACUACCGCUUCAACUGCUUCCCCACCGACCACCAAGUCCUGACCGAGCACGGCUUCCUGUCGCUGGACGAUGUCCAGCGCCACUUCCGGAGCAAUGCCACCCUGCGUGUCGCCUGCUUCGUGGACGGCGCGCUGGAGUACCAUGCCAUCAACUCGGGCGAUGUCACCGUGGCCGAGGGCAGGCACCGCCUGAUCGCGAUGCAGGGCGGCGACGCGACGGCCCGCGGCGUCUCGCUCACGCCCACCGACAACCACCGUAUGUACGUGCGCACGGACGGCGGUGAGGCGGGCGGCGAGCCAGGCGGCUUCCGCAUCGCCACGGCUGACGAGGUGCAUGGGCUUGGGGAGCGCGACAACCAGGCGCGUGUGACCUUCCAGGCGAGCUGCGCGCUCGGCGCGCGCCCCGACGUGGGGGCGCCGCCCUGCCUGGGGGCCCUGGGGCUGCAGGUGGGGGAGGAGCUGGACGCCUUCCUGCGCAUCUACGGCCUCUGGCUGGGCGCCGGCGCCCUGGACCCGGCCGCCCAGGCCGUGGUGCUGGAGGUCGAGUCGGGUGCCGCCCAGGAGGUGGCGGAGGGCGCGCUGGGCGCUCUGCGCCGCGUACUGCCGGCCGGCGACGAGGCCGGCGCCUGCACGGCGGCUGAGGGCGGCAAGAGGCGCUACGCCAUCCUGGCGCCCGCCUGGUGGGCCUACUUCUCCGAGGAGUGCCUGCCUGCCAAGCAGGGCCGGGCAGUCGGCGGUGCUGUGUCGGGUGCGGAUGGCAAGCCUGCGUCCAUGAUCAUAACCCCUAAGGCCCUGUGGCCCUGGGUGCUGCGCUGCCUGGACCUGGGCCGCGCGCGGGAGGUCCUGCGCGGCCUCUGCGCCGUGGCCGGCGCGAUGGGGCCCCUUUCGAACGGCGGGCAUGUCGUGGUCGCCAGCCCGGGCCUCCGCGACGAGUUGGUGCGCCUGUGCCUGCACGCCGGCUUCACCGCGCACUUUGAGGCGGCCGGCGGCGCGGGCGGGUACCGCCUGGAGUUUGGCGCGGCGGCGCAGGCGCAGCCCUCGCUGCGCGUGGCGUCGGACUGCGAGGCGCGCCCCUACGAGGGCACUGUCUGGUGCGUCACCGUGCCCACCGCGCAGCAGCUCAUCGUCGUGCGCCGCGUGCUGGCGGGAGGCGUGGAGAGCAGCAGCGCCGGAGGUGCCGGCGCCUCGACCGCCGUCACGGCGGCAUCGCGCCCCGUGGUCGUGGGCAACACCGGCCCGGUGGGCAAGGGCCCCGGCGUGGGCUUCUGGGCGCCCACCUGGCGCGUCUGGCUCUUCUUCCUGCGCGGCAUCGUGCCGCUGCUGGAGCGCUGGCUGGGCAACCUGCUGGCGCGCCAGUUCGAGGGCCGGCAGUCCAAGGGCGUGGCCAAGACGGUGACCAAGCAGCGCAUUGAGAGCCACUUCGACCUGGAGCUGCGCGCCGCGGUCAUGCACGACAUCCUGGACAUGAUGCCGGAGGGGGUGAAGCAGAACAAGGCCAAGACCAUUCUGCAGCACCUGAGCGAGGCGUGGCGAUGCUUCGCGCCGGACACUCCCGUGCGCAUGGCCGACGGCCGCGUGAAGCCGGCGGCGGAGGUCAGGGUCGGCGACCGCGUGCUGGGCGCGGGCGGCGAGGCGCUGGCUGUCCGGCGCACCAUACGCGGCCGCGACGCCAUGUUCGCCGUGGGCGUGCUGCCAGGGAAUGCGCGCGAGGCCAAGGCGCUUGCUGGUGAGGGGUGGGCGCUGCUAGACCGCGGCUUCGUCUGCAAUUCGCGCCACGACCUGGUGCUGACCUGGGCUGCCGCGCCGCGCGUGGUGUGCGGCGGCGACCGCGGGUCUGCCUGGGCCGUGGAGCACGCCGAGGUGCGGGAGUACACCGGCCCGGCAUGCGGCGUGGAGCGCAGCCUGCAGGCGACGCGGACCGAGUUUGCGAGCGCGGACGAGGCGCGCGCGCACGCAGCCGCACUGGCUGCGGCCUCACCCCUGCUCUGGACGGUGCCCGCCGCGGCGUACGCGGCGUGGGCGGCCUGCCACCCGGGCGACGCCGCGUGCGUGCGCAUGCUGCGUGUGGGGUGCGACCAGCUCCCUGUCCCUCCGGCGGUCAACAUGGCGUGCGCACUGCGCGACGCCGGACUCUUCGGCGCCGCGCCCGAGGAUGCCGCCUACCUGGCCGGCUGCCUGGCGGGUGCAGGGCUGGAGGAGCCACUGGCGUUUGCCGCGGUUGGCGAGGCGGGGGCGGUGGUGUGCGACCACGUGUCGCGCCUGGCCGAGCGUCUGGGUGCCAUGCUGGAGCGCGAUGCGCGCGGAUACCCGCUCUGGCGGCUCGUAUCCCGCGACGGCGCCUUGGAGUGCGCUCUUGGCGAGCUCACCGGACCCAGCCUGGCGCGUAACCUGCUCACGCAGGCGCCGGCCUUGCGCCGCGCCGCGCUGGCAGGCCUGCUGGACGGCGACGCAGCGGCGCACGGCGGCGCCGACGCUGCUGCGCAAGCGCUGGGCCUUGCCGGGGUCUCCUGCCGCCGCCGCCAUGAGGCGGGGCUCCUGCUGGCGCAGGACCUGGCGCGCAGCCUGGGCCUGGCCUGCGACCUGUACCGCCGUGCGGGCCCGGCCGGCGACGCCUCGCCGACCACGGUCGUCGCGCCGGGCAGCGAGGGCGGGCUUCGACUAUGCAUGUCCGGCCCGGGGCUGGAGCUGCUGCCGCGCAAGGUCGCAGAUGCUGUGGCAGCUCUGGGCGCCGACGCAGCCGACGCCCGGCUGGUGCGCUUCACCAUCGCGCGCGUGGAUGAGGACGGUGAGUACGUCGGAUUUGAGCUGGAGGGCUCGCCCCUCUUCCUCCUGGACACCUGGAUCGUGGCGCACAACUGCUGGAAGGCCAACAUCCCCUGGAAGGUCCCCGGCCUGCCCGCGCCGAUCGAAAACAUGAUCCUGCGCUACGUGAAGAUGAAGGCGGACUGGUGGACCAACGUGGCGCACUACAACCGCGAGCGCAUCCGCCGCGGCGCCACGGUGGACAAGACGGUUUGUCGCAAGAACCUGGGCCGCCUGACGCGCCUGUACCUCAAGGCGGAGCAGGAGCGGCAGCACAACUACCUCAAAGACGGCCCCUACGUGUCGCCCGAGGAGGCGGUGGCCAUCUACACCACCACCGUACACUGGCUGGAGAGUCGGCGCUUUGCGCCCAUCCCCUUUCCCCCGCUCUCCUACAAGCACGACACCAAGCUCCUCAUCCUGGCCCUGGAGCGGCUGAAGGAGCAGUACACGGUGGCCACGCGCCUGAACCAGCUGCAGCGCGAAGAGCUGGGCCUGGUUGAGCAGGCCUACGACAACCCGCACGAGGCGCUGUCGCGCAUCAAGCGCCACCUGCUCACCCAGCGCGCCUUCAAGGAGGUGGCCAUCGAGUUCUUUGACCUCUACUCCCACCUCAUCCCCUGCUAUGAGAUCGAGCCCCUGGAGAAGAUCACCGACGCCUAUCUAGACCAGUACUUGUGGUAUGAGUCGGACAAGCGGCACCUGUUCCCCAACUGGGUCAAGCCCGGGGACAGCGAGCCCCCGCCCCUGCUGGUGUACAAGUGGUGCCAGGGCAUCAACAACCUGGCUGACGUGUGGGAGACAGAGAACGGCGAGUGCGUGGUGCUGAUGCAGGCCACGCUGGAGAAGCUGUUCGAGAAGGUGGACCUGACGCUGCUCAACCGCCUGCUGCGCCUGAUCGUGGACCACAACAUCGCGGACUACAUGACGGCCAAGAACAAUGUGGUGAUCGCGUACAAGGAUAUGGCCCACACCAACAGCUACGGCCUGGUGCGAGGACUCCAGUUUGCCUCCUUUGUCAUCCAGUACUACGGCCUGGUGCUGGACCUGUUGCUCCUGGGCCUGACGCGGGCCAGCGAGCUGGCGGGCGCUCCCGCUGCGCCCAAUGAGUUCCUCUCCUUCCGCGACGUGCGCGUGGAGACGCGGCACCCCAUCCGUCUCUACCAGCGCUAUGUGAACAAGGUGCACAUGCUGUUCCGCUUCAGCGCCGACGAGGCGCGCGACCUCAUCCAGCGUUACCUUACCGAGCACCCGGACCCCAACAACGAGAACAUCGUGGGAUACAACAACAAGAAGUGCUGGCCGCGCGACGCGCGCAUGCGCCUGAUGAAGCACGACGUCAACCUGGGACGCGCCGUGUUCUGGGACAUGAAGAAUCGGCUGCCGCGCUCGCUGACCACCUUUGACUGGGACAACGCGUUCGUGUCGGUGUACUCGCGCGACAACCCCAACCUCCUCUUCUCCAUGGCCGGCUUCGAGGUCAGGAUCCUGCCGCGCGUGCGCGCUGCGGCGGAGGGUUUUGCGCACAAGGACGGCGUGUGGGCGUUGCAGAACGAGAUUACCAAGGAGCGCACCGCGCAGGCGUUCCUGCGCGUGGAUGACGAGGGCCUCAAGGCCUUUGAGAACCGCAUCCGCCAGGUGCUCAUGUCCUCCGGCUCCACCACCUUCACCAAGAUCGCCAACAAGUGGAACACGGCGCUGAUCGGGCUGAUGACCUACUACCGCGAGGCCACGGUGCACACCCAGGAGCUGCUGGACCUGCUGGUCAAGUGCGAGAACAAGAUCCAGACGCGCAUCAAGAUCGGGCUCAACUCUAAGAUGCCCUCCCGCUUCCCCCCCGUCGUCUUCUACUCGCCCAAGGAGAUCGGCGGCCUGGGCAUGCUCUCCAUGGGCCACAUCCUCAUCCCACAGUCCGACCUGCGCUACUCCCAGCAGACCGACCUGGGCGUCACCCACUUCAGAGCGGGCAUGAGCCACGAAGAGGACCAGCUCAUCCCCAACCUUUUCCGCUACAUCCAGUCCUGGGAGGCGGAGUUCAUUGACUCUCAGCGCGUGUGGGCUGAGUACGCGCUGAAGCGGCAGGAGGCGCUGGCGCAGAACCGACGCCUCACCCUGGAGGACCUGGAGGACAGCUGGGACCGGGGCAUCCCCCGCAUCAACACCCUGUUCCAGAAGGACCGGCACACGCUGGCCUACGACAAGGGCUGGCGGGUGCGCCAGGACUUCAAGCAGUACCAGACGCCGCGGAUGAACCCCUUCUGGUGGACCCACCAGCGCCACGACGGCAAGCUGUGGAACCUGAACAACUAUCGCACCGAUGUUAUCCAGGCGCUGGGCGGUGUGGAGGGUAUCCUGGAGCACACGCUGUUUAAGGGCACCUACUUCCCCACCUGGGAGGGCCUGUUCUGGGAGAAGGCCAGUGGCUUCGAGGAGAGCAUGAAGUACAAGAAGCUGACCAACGCGCAGCGCUCGGGGCUGAACCAGAUCCCCAACCGCCGCUUCACGCUGUGGUGGAGCCCUACCAUCAACCGUGCCAACGUGUACGUCGGUUUCCAGGUGCAGCUGGACCUGACCGGCAUUUUCAUGCAUGGCAAGAUCCCGACGCUGAAGAUCUCGCUGAUCCAAAUCUUCCGGGCCCACCUGUGGCAGAAGGUGCACGAGUCGCUGGUCAUGGACCUGUGCCAGGUGUUUGACCAGGAACUGGACGCGCUGGAGAUUGAGACGGUGCAGAAGGAGACAAUCCACCCGCGCAAAUCAUACAAGAUGAACUCGUCCUGUGCAGACAUCCUGCUGUUUGCGGCCUACAAAUGGCCGGUGGCCAAGCCCAGCCUGAUGGGGGACACCAACGACGUAUUCGACCAGAAGGCCACCAACAAAUAUUGGGUGGACGUGCAGCUGCGCUGGGGCGAUUACGACUCGCACGACGUGGAGCGGUAUACGCGCGCCAAGUUCCUGGACUACACCACCGACAACAUGAGCAUCUACCCCUCGCCCACGGGGGUGAUGGUGGGCGUGGACCUGGCCUACAACCUGCACUCCGCCUUUGGCAACUGGUUCCCGGGGGCCAAGCCCCUGGUGGUCCAGGCCCUGGCCAAGAUCAUGAAGUCCAACCCGGCCAUGUACGUGCUGCGCGAGCGCGUGCGCAAGGCGCUGCAGCUCUACUCCAGCGAGCCCACCGAGCCAUACCUGAGCAGCCAGAACUAUGGCGAGCUGUUCAGCAACCAGAUCAUCUGGUUCGUGGACGACACCAACGUCUACCGCGUCACCAUCCACAAGACGUUUGAGGGGAACCUGACCACCAAGCCCAUCAACGGCGCCAUCUUCAUCUUCAACCCGCGCACGGGCCAGCUCUUCCUCAAGAUCAUCCACACCUCGGUGUGGGCGGGGCAGAAGCGCCUCAGCCAGCUGGCCAAGUGGAAGACGGCGGAGGAGGUGGCGGCGCUCAUCCGCUCGCUGCCGGUGGAGGAGCAGCCCAAGCGCAUCAUCGUCAGCCGCAAGGGCAUGCUGGACCCGCUGGAGGUCCACCUCCUCGACUUCCCCAACAUUGUCAUCACGGGGUCGGAGCUUCAGCUCCCCUUCCAGGCCGCGCUGAAGAUCGAGAAGUUUGGCGACCUGAUCCUGAAGGCCACGGAGCCGCAGAUGCUGCUGUUCAACCUGUACGACGACUGGCUGCGCACCAUCUCCUCCUACACCGCCUUCUCGCGCCUGGUGCUCAUCCUGCGCGCCCUGCACGUGAACGUGGACAAGUCGCGCAUGGUGCUGAAGCCGGACAAGAGCGUGGUGACGGAGCCACACCACAUCUGGCCCAGCCUGACCGACGAGCAGUGGAUCAAGGUGGAGAUCGCGCUGAAGGACCUCAUCCUAGGCGACUACGCCAAGAAGAACAACGUGAAUGUGGGCGCGCUGACGCAGAGCGAGAUCCGCGACAUCAUCCUGGGCGCGGAGAUCACGCCGCCCUCCGCCCAGCGCCAGCAGAUCGCGGAGAUCGAGAAGCAGGCGCGGGAGGGCGGCGGCGCCACCGCGCUCACCACCAAGACCACCAACGUGCACGGCGACGACCUCAUCGUCACCACCACCAGCCCCUACGAGCAGGCUGCGUUCGGCAGCAAAACCGACUGGCGCGUGCGCGCCAUCUCCGCCGCCAACCUGCACCUGCGUGUGAAUCACAUCUACGUCAACUCGGACGACAUCCGGGACUCGGGCUACACGUACGUCCUGCCCAAGAACCUGCUGAAGAAGUUUGUCUGCGUGGCGGACCUGCGGACGCAGGUGGCGGGGCUUGUGUAUGGCUCCUCCCCGCCGGACAACCCGGCGGUGAAGGAGAUCCGGUGCAUCGUCAUGCCGCCGCAGUGGGGCAGCCACGCAGCGGUCAACCUUCCCGCCGGCCUUCCCGAGCAUGAGAUGCUGUCGGACCUGGAGCCCCUGGGCUGGCUGCACUCUGCGCCCUCCGAGUCGCCCCAGAUGGCGCCAGUGGACGUUGCGGCGCACGCCAAGGCGCUGGAGACGCACAAGUCCUGGGAUGGCGAGCGCUGCAUUGUGGUCACCGCCUCCUUCACCCCCGGCUCCGUCAGCCUGACGGCCUACAAGCUGACGCCCGCGGGGUACGAGUGGGGGCGCACACACCGCGACGCCCUUUCCAACCCAGCCGGGUUCUCGCCAGCGUUCUACGAGAAGGUGCAAGUCCUGCUCUCGGACCGCUUCAUGGGCUUCUACAUGGUGCCCGAUGCGGGAUCCUGGAACUACAACUUCAUGGGAGUCAAGUUCAGCAGCGCGAUGAAGUACGGGUUGAAGCUGGACAACCCCAAGGAGUUCUACGCAGAGGUGCACCGUCCCACGCACUUCCUAGAGUUCUCCGGACUGGAGGACGCAGGCCCUGUUGCGGACGUGGAGAACCCCUUCGCCUGA
Molecule: messenger RNA, 9531 nt
Organism: Auxenochlorella protothecoides
Lineage: Eukaryota; Viridiplantae; Chlorophyta; Trebouxiophyceae; Chlorellales; Chlorellaceae
Product: Pre-mRNA-processing-splicing factor 8
Exons: 15
Coding region: 1-9531 (3176 amino acids)
Biological process (GO): spliceosomal tri-snRNP complex assembly; intein-mediated protein splicing; mRNA splicing, via spliceosome
Cellular component (GO): catalytic step 2 spliceosome; U5 snRNP
Molecular function (GO): protein binding; pre-mRNA intronic binding; metallopeptidase activity
Source: RefSeq, a predicted model, not a curated record